Molecule: messenger RNA, 3974 nt
Organism: Paramuricea clavata
Lineage: Eukaryota; Metazoa; Cnidaria; Anthozoa; Malacalcyonacea; Plexauridae
Source: the annotation of a GenBank genome assembly
AAUCGAUGAAUCGGGUGCAUUCUAGAUUCUGAGUUGAAAACGUGAAAAUUUUUAAAUUGUAUUUUAUUUAUUUUUGUGGGUUUUUAUCAUCUGUGUCCUUGAUACUAAAGCAAUAAGGUAAAGAAUAUAACAUAUUUAACUUAGAGUGAGCUUUUAUAUGUCGAAAUUUUGAAAAUCGGUUGCGUAAAACAGUAGACACAAAUUUUAUUGAGUAGAAUAUUUAUACGUCUUAAUAUACGUCGGGUUGUGAUGGCUAUAAAUAUGAGCUUAAUAUUGUCCGAUUAAAUAUUUGAAGGGCUUUUAGAGACAUCAUCAGAUAGUCCAGUUGACAACCAACAAUUUCUCCUUGACAAGUAGAAUUGUAUUUGAGUUAAAAUUGGUAUUUUGUUUUUUAUAGUUCCUCUUGACAUCUUGAAUUUGAAAUUGAUACAAAAUGAGUCAGAGUGAAGCAGACAUUCUUCCAAAUUCAGCACCAAUCAGCUCAACUGACCAAUCAAAUACAGGAAACAUGAGCAUUAAUACAACAACAGAAGUGUCUGCGGGCUCGAAGAGACUUCAUGUGACGAACCUGCCUUUCAGGAUACGAGACAGUGACUUGCAGGAAAUGUUUGGGGUAAAUUGUAGAACAGAACCAUAUUCAUGGGGGGUGGGUGCACGAUUUUUGAUACGAGACAGUGACUUGCAGGAAAUGUUUCGGGUAAAUUGUAGAACAGAACCAUAUCCAGGGGGAGCACGAUUUUUUGACUUUUGAGUUAUUUUGUUAAAAAUUGUUAUAUUCUUAUAGAAAUAUGGUGAAAUUAUUGAGGCUGAAAUUGUCUAUAAUGAAAGGGGAUCAAAGGUAACAUUCUCUCUUUAAUCAUGAAUAAAAGCACCGAUCUAGGCUAGGGCACUUUAACCCUUUAAGUUGCAUAUGGCCUAAUGCACUCUACUUUGUUAUUUCACUCUGUUUAAUGCCAGGCAAUUUUACUCAUCAAGGGGAAAGCACUGGUUCUUGAAAAAUUGAUGUAGGCAUGGCAAAUUGAAUGAAGAUAGGGGGGUGCAUUGCUUUUCAAUGGGUUAUGUGUGUAUAAUGUAAUAUAUAUAUCUAUAGGGUUUUGGUUUUGUAACAAUGGCUCAAGCUGCUGAUGCAAUGAAGGCAAGAGACAAUCUGAAUGGUACUGUCAUUGAUGGCAGAAAGAUAGAGGUAAUGAAUGUCUCUCGGAGAUAGGGAUCAGUGUUUGAAUUAUUGGAUUAGGCCUAAUAUUAAGGAUUAGCCUAGGAAUAGUGUUAGGAAUAGUGUUAGGAUUUAGGUUAGGAUUAAGUUAGGAUUUGGGUUAGAAAAUAAGGUUAGGAUUAUAAGGAAAGUUUAAGGGUAAUAAUAAAGUAAAAAAACAAAUUCUGAAAAGACAAUUAUUCAGACAGAAUGAAGAUGACUUUGAAAUAAAGUCAAAAAUUUAUAGUCUCAACCUGCGUCUUGUCUUGAAUCAUACAUUGAAUUCUCAAGAUGUCUUGUCUUUUCGGAAUUUGUUUUUUACUUUAUUUUUUAAAUUGUCGACUGGUCCCGGGUUUUUUAAGGGUAAUGUUGGUAUAUUUAAAUGUGGUUGUUAUGGAAAUUCUGUGCAUGUCAACUUGUCCCCAAGUGCAUGUUGCAUGCUCAAUAAUAAUUUUCUUCACACAGGUUAACAAUGCUACACCGAGGCCUAAACGAGGCCCAAUGUCAGCCCAGUCCAACCGAGGAUCAUUUCAUGGUACUGCAUGCUGUUCUAAGGAUGUACCGUCUCUGCAUGUUCAAGCCUUGCAUGUUGCAUGCUGUGCACGUAAUGUAUAACCACGUAUUCUAGUUGCAUGGACAUUGGAAGUAUCAAGAAAUUGCAGGAUUGGUGAUGUAUAAAGGGGUUUUGAUGGGGGUUCAACUGACUUGUAAUGUUUGCCUGUAUUUUUGACAACUGACAAAAUAUAUUAACUGGUAGUAACGGUAGUUGACAGAUGAUAAAACUAAUUUGGAACUGACAUCUUACAAAAAUCUUUAUACUGAUAGCAACUUGUAACUAUAAAACAACUUCUGCCACACUUUUGUAAUUAGGAUAUGAUUUAUUAGGAUACCGAGGGAUGAGAGGUGGUCGUCGAGGGAGAGGGGGUAUGGAUGGCGGAUAUCAAAGCCAAAGGUAGUUAAAACAAAACGAGUUUUUGGUUUUCAAGUUGGAGUGCUUGUUGACAGAGCUCCCUGUGAUGAAACACAAAGAUUUGGAACAUGUGUAGGGUAUAAUAGUUUUGUUUGUGGAAACACCACGUAAAUUUAUUACUGCAAGUUAUUACUAAUAAACUUAAUUUCCACAAACAAAACUAUUAUAUGUUUUAUUGCCAUGCAAACAUACAAAGAACUCAUGUGUAGGCUAGUUGGUAGGGAGCUUAAGCAAACAACAUUUUUGUCAACACGGACGUCAGAUUGCCGAAGUGGACAGGAUUAAAAACUGUUUUUGUAUCAGUUUGUGGUAAUCUUCAACACAUCUGACAAAACAUAAGAUUUUAAAGUUUUGAUUCAAAAUGCUGCCCAAUGCCUAUGUUGACAGAAAUGUUGCUUCCUUAACCUCACUAGUAUCAGUGAGGUUUCAAGUGCUUUUAUUUAUUUGUGUUCUUCAUAUUUUAGUUAUUAUCAAGGAGGAUACAAUCCUAACCAGGUGCAGUAUAUGUUAUUUGAAGAAACACAUCCUUGAAUACUUUAACGAUAUCAUCACCCUAAAUGCACCAUUCUAUUAUUAAAGGGAUAUAGUGCUCCUCCAAGUCAAGAUGCAUAUCGGUAGGUGACGAUAGUGUUAAACUUUUAAGACUGUACAAAUAUUUAUUGUACGGUAAUGCAUAACACUUCCAUUGUAUUGAAAAUCCAUUUGUCCUCCAUGCCAUUCAGUCACUCAAUGUUGUGCUGUUGUUUAUGCUAAAGGUCUAUUAUUUUCACAUUUUCCCUAGCUAUGGGCAACAAGGACAACAAAGUACCUAUGGAGGGGGUUAUGGCAGUGCAUAUGGAGGUACUGGUGGUUAUCAGAAUACAGCUGGCUAUGCCAGUGGAUAUAAUAGUGGAGGAUAUGGUGGGGUAGGUAUUUCAUACUUGUAUGGUAGCUCUAGAUAUAUUUGAGUCAGUAUUAGAGGACACCAGAUGCUGGUCAACCCCAGAUGUAUUGACAUUUGUAGGGGCAAACAAAUUAAACUAUACAGCUAUGAAUUCCACUUUUUUGCUACCAAAUACAAGACUCUACUGCACAUAUACUGACCUUAGUAUUCAGCCAUUCAUCUAUAUUUUUCUUUAUGCACUUUAUAUGUGAUGGUUUUUGACAAUAACUUUUAUUAAAUUACUGUAGGGUUACCAACAGCAAGCUCCUCAGCAAAGUCACACACAAGGAUAUCGCUAUCAACCAUAUUGAAGACAACAGUAUAACAUAGUGUCCUAACAAAUCAUGAAAGUUGAUUCUAACUGUAAUAUAUUAGAUAGGUUUGCUACACUAGAUAGUAGAGACUUUCAUAGUAUACAGUAGAGAUAUGUUGUACAUUUAAGCUUGUUUCAUCAUUCUUCAUUUAUAUUCUUUGUUUGUUACAAGGCCAGAUUACGGUGAAUACUAUAUGAACACCUUUCAGAAAAACUUGCAGCACAGAUGAAUGUAGCCUUUGAUAUUGUCUCAACAUUUUACAAUUACACAGUCAUGUACAGUUUUUUAAAUUUCACAUAUGUAUCUACCAUGUCCAUUUGCUGAGAAUGUAUGGCAAAGUUUACAAUGUAUACUUUUAAAGAACGAAUAUACUGUAUUUAAGGAUCAAUAAGUAUGAAACAUAUUGCUUUGUUUCACAUGUUAUAUUAUUACGUUGUCAUGAUUUCUUCAAAAGUAAACGAUUGUCGUGUGGUAGAGAGUAACAGUGAAUUAACAUCAUUACAAAAACCACAUGCAAUCUCGGCAUGAUGAAGUACUUUUUCAACAAGAUUCAUUCUUUCCUCUUCAUUCUAAAAU